AGAAAGAGGUUAACACACAAUGAGUGCAUCGACGGUAAGACGACGAUAACAAUAAUCUAGGUUACUUCAUGAAAAGGUGGAGUAGGAGAUUGGUUUGUGUGACACUAGAUGUCGCAGAAACUCAACAAGAAUCACGAAAAGGCCUAUGUAAAUCGUAAAAAUUAUCAUUCGUUAAAUGUACAGGCUAUAUGCGAUGCAAAUCAUCGAUUUCUUAGCGUCUGUGCGAAUAAACCAGGAUCUUGCCAUGAUUCAUCUAUUUUCAAAGGCAGCCUCGUUUAUAAAUGUUUCAUUAAUGGCGAAUUUAAAGAGGGAUUUUUGUUAGGUGACAGCGGGUAUGCAAAUACUAAUUUUCUUAUCACUCCUUAUGCAGAGCCCGUCACACAGCCUGAAAUACGAUUCAACAACUCACAUAAGUCUACCAGAUGUACAAUCGAAAGGUCUUUCGGUCUCCUAAAGAAAAGAUUUUACGUCUUACAUAGUGAGAUAAGGAUGUCACCGACGAAAGCAUCUUGGAUUACGGUAGCCUGUUGUCUUCUGCAUAAUAUUGCAAUCGAUCGGAAAAUGCCGCUAGACGAGGACAGCAUAGAGUUAGACAUCGAUAAUGUAGAUAACACUGUAUCCAACCACAAGAAUCAAAACAAGUCCGAUAAUGAUUUGCGGCAGUUGGGCGCUGCAAAAAGGAGACGCAUAACGGAAAAUGUUUUCCUUUAUAAAGGUGUAGGGUAA
Messenger RNA from Daphnia magna, 726 nucleotides. Its product is annotated as putative nuclease HARBI1. NCBI's taxonomy places the organism in Eukaryota, Metazoa, Arthropoda, Branchiopoda, Diplostraca, Daphniidae. The record is from RefSeq and is a predicted model, not a curated record. Bases 109 to 726 code for a protein of 205 amino acids. The transcript has 4 exons.